UCCUCAGCCCGGGAUCGCCCCUGGAGGAGGACCCCGGCGUCCUCGGCGCCUAGCCCGCCGCCCCCCGGGCAGGGCACUCAAGGGGUUAAGUCCCCUGGGGCCGGACUCUGCCUUCCGCCUUUCCCAGACCCCCGAGCCGGUCCCUGGAACACUGGGCAGCCCUGAGCUCUGGGAUGGAGCCUGAAGCAGUGCUGUGGGGCCCAGAUCUGCAAGGUCCUGAGCAGAGCCCUAACGAUGCUCACAGAGGUGCCGAGAGUGGGAACGAAGAGGAGAGCCCUCGGCAGGAAAGUUCUGGGGAGGAGAUCAUCUUGGGCGAUCCAGCUCAGAGCCCAGAAUUCAAGGACCCACCAGAGAUGCCCCCGGAGAGACCCUCCCAGGAUCCCUCGGUCCCCCAGGACCCCCCAUCUCCACCGGGUCACCCCAACCCCCUGGACCACCAGACUCCUCUUGACCCCCCGACCCCCGAGGUAGUCCCUACCCCGUCGGACUGGACCAAGGCCUGUGAGGCCAGUUGGCAGUGGGGGACUCUGACCACAUGGAACAGCCCCCCGGUGGUCCCUGCCAAUGAGUCCAGCCUGCGGGAGCUGGUGCAAGGCCGCCCCGCCGGGGCCGAGAAGCCCUAUAUCUGCAACGAGUGCGGCAAGAGCUUCAGCCAGUGGUCCAAGCUGCUGCGGCACCAGCGCAUCCACACGGGCGAGCGCCCCAACACCUGCUCCGAGUGCGGCAAGAGCUUCACGCAGAGCUCGCACCUGGUGCAGCACCAGCGCACGCACACGGGCGAGAAGCCCUACAAGUGCCCGGACUGCGGCAAGUGCUUCAGCUGGAGCUCCAACCUGGUGCAGCACCAGCGCACGCACACGGGCGAGAAGCCCUACAAGUGCACCGAGUGCGAGAAGGCCUUCACCCAGAGCACCAACCUCAUCAAGCACCAGCGCUCGCACACGGGCGAGAAGCCCUACAAGUGCGGCGAGUGCCGGCGCGCCUUCUACCGCAGCUCCGACCUCAUCCAGCACCAGGCCACGCACACCGGCGAGAAGCCCUACAAGUGCCCCGAGUGCGGCAAGCGCUUCGGCCAGAACCACAACCUCCUCAAGCACCAGAAGAUCCACGCGGGCGAGAAGCCGUACCGCUGCACGGAGUGCGGCAAGAGCUUCAUCCAGAGCUCGGAGCUGACCCAGCACCAGCGCACGCACACCGGCGAGAAGCCCUACGAGUGCCUCGAGUGCGGCAAGAGCUUCGGCCACAGCUCCACCCUCAUCAAGCACCAGCGGACCCACCUGCGCGAGGACCCCUUCAAGUGCCCCGUUUGCGGCAAGACCUUCACGCUGAGCGCCACGCUGCUGCGGCACCAGCGCACGCACACGGGCGAGCGGCCCUACAAGUGCCCCGAGUGCGGGAAGAGCUUCAGCGUCAGCUCCAACCUCAUCAACCACCAGCGCAUCCACCGCGGGGAGCGGCCCUACAUCUGCGCCGACUGCGGCAAGAGCUUCAUCAUGAGCUCCACGCUCAUCCGCCACCAGCGCAUCCACACGGGCGAGAAGCCCUACAAGUGCUCCGACUGCGGGAAGAGUUUUAUCCGCAGCUCCCACCUCAUCCAGCACCGUCGCACCCACACGGGCGAGAAGCCCUACAAGUGCCCCGAGUGCGGCAAGAGCUUCAGCCAGAGCUCGAACCUCAUUACGCACGUGCGCACCCACAUGGAUGAGAACCUGUUCGUGUGCUCCGACUGCGGGAAGGCCUUCCUGGAGGCCCACGAGCUGGAACAGCACCGGGCGAUCCACGAAAGAGGGAAGACGCCAGCGCGGAGGGCUCAGGGCGACCCUCUGCUGGGGCUCGGGGACCCCGCCCUGCUGACCCCGCCCCCUGGAGCCAAACCACACAAGUGUCUUGUCUGCGGAAAGGGGUUCAACGACGAGGGCAUUUUCAUGCAGCACCAGAGGAUCCACAUUGGAGAAAACCCCUACAAAAAUUCCGAUGGCCUCCUCGCACACCCAGCCCCCAAGCCUCCUCAGCUCCGACCGCCCAGGCUCCCUUUCGGAGGCAAUUCCUAUCCAGGUGCUUCCGAGGGCAGAGCUGACGCCCUCGGACAGCCCUUCAAAAUGCCCGAGGGGCAGGAGAGCUUCAGCCAAAGGCUGGGCCUGCUCCCCUCCAAGUCCUACAUUUGUUCCCACUGUGGAGAGAGCUUUCCGGACCGGGCCGUGCUCCUCCAACACCAGCUCAGCCACGGCAACGAGAAGCCCUUUCUCUUCCCCGAUUACAGGAUCGGUCUCGCAGAAGGGGCAGGGCCCAGUCCCUUCCUCGGUGGGAAGCCCUUUAAAUGCCCCGAGUGCAAAAAAAGCUUUGGGCUCAGCUCCGAGCUGCUGCUGCACCAGAAAGCCCAUGCAGGAGGGAAACGGCAGAAGAGCCCGGAGCUGGGGAAGAGCUCCUCCGUCCUCCUGGAGCACCUCCGGAGCCCCCUGGGGGCCAGACCCUACAGCUGCUCAGAUUGUGGGGCCUCCUUCCUGGAUCGCCUGGCCCUCAGCCGGCACCAGGAGACACACACCCGGGAAAAGUCCCCCAGACCCGAAGACCCCCUUCCAGAGCCAGUCACCCCAUCCCCAAGUCAGGAAGGUGAAAGCGAGGCCCCCACACCCGCAGGGAGCAGCAGCCUUGGGGAAGGGGAAACCCCCAAAACUCUCUUGGAAGAAAAGCCCUAUUUGUGCCCCGAGUGUGGAGACGGCUUCACAGAGGUCGCAGCCCUCCUUCUCCACAGGAGCUGCCACCCAGGGGCUGCCCUGUGAAGUGGGUCUGGAGGCCGGGCCUCUCUCUCCUGAGAGGAGCACUGGAUCUCCCCAAAUAUUGUACGAGAAAAGAAAGAAAACCCUAUCAGACUGUAGACGUGUGGAGGAUAAAGGACCCUGGGUAAAAAUAGUGCUUUUAUAUCAGUGGUAAGAAACCCUAUACAUUGUUGGUGGGAACCACUUAUAAUGCAGUAGAGAAAAACCGUUGGGUUAGAAACCCUAUAAAUAUGUAGGAAAAAAAGCCCUUUAAGUCUGUAGCAGAAAAUCCCUAUAAACCAUAGUGGAUAAAAGCCCUAUUAAUUGUAGGAUGAGGUCCCGUAUGUCUCUAGGACAACCCUAGAAAACUGUACUGAAAUCCUUGUGAAACUGUAGGGUCGGGGAAAUGCAGGGACUAUAGCAAUGGCAUUGACUCGGGAGCAGUGGCCCUCAGAAGGUGUGAAAGGACCUCCCGUGAACUUGCUCCGCAGUGUUCUCCUCUCCUGGCAUGUGGGAGGGAGCGCAUUCCCAGAAGCCUUGGGCAGUUACACUGAGUAACGUGGGACUUGGAAAAGGAGAAAAGCAAGGACGAAGUAGGUGAUGAAGAACCCUCAGGCCCGCAGAGGAGAAAAGCCCAGCUCACCGCACUGGGCUUCCUGGGGCGCACGGCCAAUCCCAGGUAAAGUGUGUGAAGAGGAAGACGCCCUGGGAUUCCUUACCAGAAAGAAGCCAAAAAUGGGGGAGGAAAAUAAUGUGACGUUGAGCCUUUUAAAGGCUGAAGUUUGGGGUGCAUAUAACUUGAAGUGUAAGAAUACUGGGGAACCACCACAAAAAUGUAGGGGGAAGAGGCAGGAUUCUUUGAGGGAAGGAAAGCAAGUGGAGAAGCUGUUCAGAUGGAACCCAGCUGACUCCAGGCUGCCGUCCCUGCUCCUGGGAGCUUGUUAAACUGCAAGUGCAAGCAGAUCCCAGCCAGGCCGCCAGUCCCC
Messenger RNA from Eptesicus fuscus (big brown bat), 3742 nucleotides. It is a transcript of the gene ZNF629, whose product is annotated as zinc finger protein 629. The record is from RefSeq and is a predicted model, not a curated record. Gene Ontology annotation, molecular function: DNA-binding transcription repressor activity, RNA polymerase II-specific. The coding region runs from base 174 to 2780 and encodes 868 amino acids. The transcript is spliced from 3 exons. Gene Ontology annotation, biological process: negative regulation of transcription by RNA polymerase II. Lineage: Eukaryota; Metazoa; Chordata; Mammalia; Chiroptera; Vespertilionidae.